Dromiciops gliroides (monito del monte) is the source of this 2903-nucleotide messenger RNA. RefSeq names its product Myb like, SWIRM and MPN domains 1 (gene MYSM1). Bases 18 to 2483 code for a protein of 821 amino acids. Gene Ontology annotation, molecular function: metallopeptidase activity; polyubiquitin modification-dependent protein binding. Gene Ontology annotation, cellular component: BRISC complex; BRCA1-A complex. The transcript has 21 exons. Lineage: Eukaryota; Metazoa; Chordata; Mammalia; Microbiotheria; Microbiotheriidae. Gene Ontology annotation, biological process: double-strand break repair. The record is from RefSeq and is a predicted model, not a curated record.
GGUCGAGAGUCGCAAUCAUGGCGGCCGAGGAGGCGGAAGUAGACAUUGAGGGGGACCCGGGGGCAGCGGUUUCUCCUCCACACGGAAGCCAUGAAAAUACAGCAUCUGGUUUACAGCAAGAUCACUACCUUGAUUCCACCUGGAGACCUGAGCAUGGCCUUAUCCCUUGGACUCUGGAUAAUACCAUCAGUGCUGAGAACAGGGCUGUCAUCGAGAAAAUGUUACUGGAAGAAGAAUAUUAUAUGUCUAACAAAUCAGUUCCAGACAGAUUCUGGCUUGAUCAUAAGGAAAAUAAUAAAAAGUACAUGAAAAGUCCACAAAAAUCAGGAAAACUCACGAUUCGGUCACCUACAAAGCCAGCCAGUCAUUCAGUCAAGUGGACAGCGGGAGAAAAAGAGCUGUUCGAGCAAGGCCUGGCCAAGUUUGGCCGGAGGUGGACCAAAAUUGCAAAACUGAUCGGAAGCCGCAAUGUUUUACAAGUCAGGAGUUAUGCAAGACAGUACUUAAAGAAGAGGACCAAAGCCGAUGGUCUGGGCAAAGGUGGGCCCAGGCAGAAGAGCAGUGGUCGUCCUCAGGCCCCAGAUGGCUUCCAAGGGCGUGCUGACCCUAGCCUGAAUGCUGUAAAAAUUGAAGCAUUAUCUGAUGAUGAAGAGGUGGACAUCACUGAUGAAUCAGAUGAAUUCCCUCAUAUCCCCCUAAGGAAUCCCAACGAUGUUCUUUUAUUCGAUGUUCCCAAUAAUACAGACCAUAAAACGGACCCCCAAGGGUUUGUUCCCCCUGAGGGACAAGAUUGUGCUGUUUCUGCAGCUCCCAGGAAGGACCUUCACAGCCCCUCACAAGGGCAGAGGGAAGCGUUCUCUGCCUCGGGAAGUGCUUCCUGGCCGCAGAAGUCCAGCAGCAACGGUAGGAGAUGUGAUCAGACGUCCGAUCACACGUCUAGUCCCAGCAGCGACAGUGCAGGAGGAAGUGCUGAGGUGGGGGAUGGGGAGCCCGGAGCCACCUCGGAGCCUGGCCAAGGGCCGAAGGACGUUCUCAAUGGUGAGGUCCUCUCCCACCCCUCCUGCCACGUGGAAGAGGAGAGCCCGGGGGGCGGGGAGCCGCUCAGAGCGCCCGAGCAGGAGGUGGAGGUCAACAGAGACACCAUUCAGGAGGAGGAGAAGCAGGCCGUCCCCGAGUUCUUUGAGGGCCGCCAGGCCAAGACACCAGAACGCUACCUGAAGAUUAGGAAUUACAUUUUGGAUCAGUGGGAAAAAUGCAAACCGAAAUAUUUGAAUAAGACCUCAGUGCGUCCAGGCCUGAAGAACUGUGGUGAUGUUAACUGUAUUGGACGGAUACACACGUACCUGGAGUUAAUAGGAGCGAUCAAUUUUGGAUGUGAGCAGGCCGUGUAUAACAGACCGCAGCCCGCUGACAGGACACGAGCCAGAGAAGGGAGAGAUGCAGAAGAAGCCUACCAGCUAGCGCAGCGGCUGCAGUCAAUGCGCACACGCAGGCGACGAGUACGAGACCCGUGGGGGAACUGGUGUGAUGCCAAGGACCUGGAAGGACAGACGUUUGAGCACCUCUCGGCUGAAGAGUUAGCCAGGAGGAGGGAAGAUGAAAAAAGCAAACCCACAAAAUCUCCCAAAGCUCCCAAGCACCCCAAAAGCUCCUUUGACCCCUUCCAGCUGAUUCCCUGCAGUCUCUUCAGUGAAGCAAAGCAGGAACCAUUUCAGGUGCAAGUAGCUUCAGAAGCACUUUUAAUAAUGGAUUUGCAUGCUCAUGUUUCCGUGGCAGAAGUGAUUGGUCUCUUAGGAGGAAGAUACUUAGAAGCUGAGAAGGUGGUGGAGGUGUGUGCCGCCGAGCCCUGUAACAGUCUGAGCACAGGGCUGCAGUGCGAGAUGGACCCCGUGUCCCAAACCCAGGCAUCCGAGACCCUGGCCAACAGAGGGUACAAGGUGAUUGGCUGGUACCACUCACAUCCUGCCUUUGACCCCAACCCAUCGCUUCGGGAUAUUGACACGCAGGCCAAAUACCAGAGUUAUUUCUCCAGAGGUGGAGCAAUGUUCAUUGGGAUGAUCAUUAGCCCAUAUAAUCGCAACAAUCCUUUACCGUAUUCCCAAAUUACCUGCCUGGUUAUAAGUGAUGAAAUUAGUUCAGAUGGUUCUUACCGUGUCCCUUACAAAUUCCAAGUACAGCAGAUGUUGGGAGAACCUCGAUGGGAAUUGGUGUUUGAAAAAGCAAGAUGGAUGAUUGAAAAAUACCGGCUGUCCCUGAGCUGUGUCCCUAUGGAUAAAAUCUUUCGCCGGGAUUCUGACCUGACUUGUUUGCAGAAACUAAUGGAGUGUCUAAGGAAGACCCUGGGUGAAGUGACCGACGGCCACGCUGCUGAGGAAUUCUUGGCUCAAGUAGAGAAUUUGUUCCUUUCCUGUUACAGAAGCACACCAGAGAAGGGCACAGCUGGAGAGGGCUGUGCUGGGCGUCCGCCCCAGCUGUCCUUCUGAAAGCUCUGUCACUGCACGUUGGCAUUUUAAAGAUCCUCCUGAGUUGUUGGCUCUCUUCAGAUCUGCGGUGUUCUAUCCCCGAGUUGUGUGUGGCAUAAAAGCUUUCUUUGUCUUCCUGCGUGUGUGGCGUGGCCGUUGAUGCUCCUUCCCCAAAUGCUCGCAGCGUACUCAAAAGGAAGCCUCCACCUGAGCCGCUUUCUACACGAAGAGCCAAGCUGUGCCUUACAGGCCUGUACCAUGUGUGGAUAGCAUUUAUUUGUAGAAAUAUGCACGGUCUUCAUCAAGAUGAGCGGACCUCCCGUCCCCUGUAACCUACUGUAGAAUGGAAAGAAAGACCUAAGGGAUCUCUCUGGGGUGUUACCUUGUUCAAGACAUGAAAGAAAAAGCCCCUCAAAGAUGGGAGAUGAAUAAAAAGAUGGA